Molecule: messenger RNA, 342 nt
Organism: Necator americanus (New World hookworm)
Lineage: Eukaryota; Metazoa; Nematoda; Chromadorea; Rhabditida; Ancylostomatidae
Exons: 1
Coding region: 1-342 (113 amino acids)
Source: RefSeq, a predicted model, not a curated record
AUGGGGUUGCAGGAGUCAUGUAGGCUACCGAAACGGAAAAGAACUAGGAUGGCGAUCUGUACUUAUAACGCACGUACGCUUGCAUCGGAAGCGACCAUCGAAGAUCUGAUGAUGCAAGCCAAGAAGAUCAAGUACGACGUCAUCGGACUGAACGAGACGAGACGACGUCACCCUCUCAACGUCGUAUAUGAAACUGGAGAAGAGCUGUUCUUAGGAACAUGCGACAGUAGAGGUGUUGGUGGAGUUGGCGUCCUCGUCAACACGAGUAUGGCAAAGAACAUCGACUCUUUCGAACAACUUACGACCCGAAUCGGACGUCUGCGGAAGAGAAUGAGAAGAUGA